This is a messenger RNA of Erythranthe guttata (spotted monkey flower), 1324 nucleotides long. RefSeq names its product phytolongin Phyl2.2-like. NCBI's taxonomy places the organism in Eukaryota, Viridiplantae, Streptophyta, Magnoliopsida, Lamiales, Phrymaceae. The record is from RefSeq and is a predicted model, not a curated record. Gene Ontology annotation, cellular component: membrane.
UCAGCACCACGUUAGGAACAGUUGCUUUUCGCCAGCCAGGUCAAAGGUUCAUCAUCCCUUCCGAUGGUUUUGUCUCCCUUUCCCAAACCCUAGAAAUAUCUUCCUUUCAGAACCCCCACAGAUUUCCAUGGACACACGCAUUCACAUUCGUCUCCGAAGUCUGAAUCAACGAGCUAUUUGAAUCUCUACUUUUUUUUUCUGAAAAAUUGAAGAGGGAGGGGAGGGGGAGGAGAAGAAGAAAAAAAGGAACCUUUUUUGAUGAUUUUUCCUGUUCUCGUCGGGUCAAAGCAAUGAAUCCGGAUCCGGAUCUAAUCCACUACGCCUGCAUCGCCAAGGGCACAACCGUACUAGCGGAAUUCAACUCCAAGGACGCCGCCCUCGGCGCAAUCGCGGCCAAAUGCCUCGCCGAAGCGCCGCCGUUCCACGCCACCUUCACCCACACCGUCCGGUCGAAGACCUACGCGUUCCUGAUCGACGACCCCGUCGUCUACUUCGCGAUCUUCGACGAGAGAUUGGAGAAAUCCGAGGGUUUGGCGUUUUUGAGGAGCGUGAGGGACGCGUUCGCUGGGGUUUCCAAGGGUGAGAAGAGUUUGGAGAGUUUGAGUUCUCAUUGCUAUCAGGGUGAAUUCAAUCCGGUUUUCCGUCACUUGUUAGGGUCGGGUCGGGUCCAUAUGGACGGAAUCGGAUCUCCCAGAGGGCAGAGAUUGGGCGAAAAUGGUGUCCUGCAAUAUGGUUCGGGUCCGUUAAGGGGGAGGCCGAAGCCCAAUUCGGAGAAGGAGUUGAAGAAGAUGAAGAGCAGGUUGCUUGGGGAAUUCAAUUUCGGAAGAAGAAACGGGGUGAAGAAGGAGGAGAACGACGAAUGCAGUGGUGGGGGAAAUGGAAGCGGAAGCGGAUCGAGCGGCGAAUUAUCGAUCAGCAACAAGAGUGGGGUUUUGUACUCUGGAGAAUUGUUGGGCCACCAAAAUGCAAAGAAGAUUUGGAAGAAGCAAGUUUGGUUUAUUCUGUCGCUCGAUUUCGUCAUUUGCGUGAUCUUGUUUGUUGUCUGGUUGUGGAUUUGCAGCGGCUUCAAAUGCAUCCGCAGCUGAAUAAACGACUGUGAGCUCCUUCCCAAUCAAUUAUAUGUUAAUUAUUACUCCAUACGAUAUGUUGAAUGCUGAUCGAUCGAUAUAUAUAUAUAGAUGAUGUUUCCUUUUCAUUUAUCGGAAUGCUUUGAAGUUGUGUAUACAUACACAUUACUUACAGAGAAGUCCUGUUGAUGAAAUGGAUCGAAAGAUAUUCCGAGUAUCAUAAAUUAUGUAUAUGACUAUUAUUGUGUUUGUGUGAA